CCUUCAGUGACCCGGUUCGUCUGUGCGCGUCCCCGUCGCGUCUGCACCCUCCGCUUGCCCGUCCAGCAUCCGCAAGUCGAAGUGUAGCAACCAUGGCCCGCGACCUCUUCUCCGUCACGAUCUUCUUCAUCGUCUUCCGCGAGACCCUGGAGGCCGCCAUCAUCGUCUCAGUCCUCCUCGGUCUCGUCGAGCAGAUCAUCUACGAGGACCCAGAGCGCCUUGCACGGCUGAAGGACGCCCAAGAGAGGGGAGACCCCGAGACCCCCGCCACAGAGAAGCCGCUGGACAAGGACCCCUCCGCGUCCUCAGACGCGUCUUCGACUCCCGAAUUGACCAGCGACGUGCAGGAUGACGUCGUCACGAAGCGUCUCCUGCGCAAGAUGCGCUUCCAGAUCUUCCUCGGUGCUGGCCUUGGUCUCCUCAUUGCAGCCGGUGUCGGUGCGGCUUUCAUUGCCGUAUGGUUCACGCAGGCAGCGGACCUGUGGGCGAACACUGAGAACCUUUGGGAAGGCAUCUUCUCCCUCAUUGCGUCGCUUAUCAUCUUCGUCAUGGGUGUCACGAUGCUCAAAAUGGACCGUGCCAAGGCGAAAUGGCGCAUCAAGCUUCAGCGCGCUUUCUCCGGAGAGGAGGUUGACCGCAACACCAGGGCCGGAAAAUGGGUGCUCUUUUUCCUCCCGCUGAUUACCGUCCUCCGAGAGGGUAUGGAAGCGGUUAUCUUCGUCGGCGGCGUCUCUCUCGGGCAGCAAGCCACCUCCAUCCCGAUCGCUGCCAUCGUUGGCUUGAUCUGCGGUUUCGUCGUUGGUUACCUGAUCUAUGCCUUUGCCUCUCGGACAACACUUACGAUCUUCAUGGUUGUGAUGACCAACUUCAUCCUGCUCAUCGGUGCCGGCCUGCUCUCCAAGGCCAUCUGGUACUUCCAAGCGCACGCCUUCGCGGUCAUCGUCGGCGCCGACGUCGACGACACGGGGGGCGACGGGCCGGGCUCGUACGACGUGCGCGGCUCCGUCUGGCACCUGGACUGCUGCAACCCCGAGAACAACUUCGACAACAGCGGGUGGUCGAUCUUCGCCGCCAUCUUCGGCUGGACGAACUCGGCUACGCUCGGAAGCGUGCUGAGCUACGUGUUCUACUGGGUGGCGGUCAUGGUGGUGCUUGUGUACCUGAAGUUCAAGGAGGGCCGCACGAAGCUGCUUGGGAAGGAGAGCCAGGCUGGAGUAAGGAGGAGGGAGCGCCAGGAGAUGCUCGACGCACAGGAGCAGGCGCAGAUCACCGAGAAAGAAGGCGGACGCGUGGACGCGCCAGUCGCAGAAGAGCUUGUCCAGUAGACUGCGUUGUGACUUGCGACUUAGAACGCAUUCGUACGAAAACUUAUCAUGAUGCGUCUAUCGUCUUAUUGUGUCGAUCCUGUAGCUACUACUCUUGCACU
This is a messenger RNA of Fomitopsis serialis, 1426 nucleotides long. RefSeq names its product iron permease FTR1. Bases 93 to 1325 code for a protein of 410 amino acids. The transcript is spliced from 5 exons. Gene Ontology annotation, molecular function: ferrous iron transmembrane transporter activity. Gene Ontology annotation, biological process: iron ion transmembrane transport. NCBI's taxonomy places the organism in Eukaryota, Fungi, Basidiomycota, Agaricomycetes, Polyporales, Fomitopsidaceae. The record is from RefSeq and is a predicted model, not a curated record. Gene Ontology annotation, cellular component: high-affinity iron permease complex; plasma membrane.